AUGGCGAGGUCGGUCUGGAUUGGGAACGGGAUGGAUACUCUGGUUUGGUCAGAGAAGUGGAUUUUUUAUCAAACUCCGAGACCUCCAAACAAUCUACCUGGCAUAAUUGAUCUUACGCUCAAGUUGAAACAUUUCUUAUGGAGAGCCUUGGUAGGAGCACUUGCAGUUGCUGAAAAACUACAAUCUCGUGGUAUUGCUAUAGACCCUACAUGUCUUUCUUGUCUUGAUAAGUCUGGGUCGAUCUGCCAUGUCUUGUUCCAUUGCCACACUGCUCGAGAAGUUUGGGAACUCUCAGGGAUGCCGCUGCCCUCUGCAGGAUUCUCCAGAACCUCGGUUAUGCUUAACUUUUACCAUCUCCUAAAAUGCAGCAAAAAUCAACAUAUUAAGCAAAGUACCAGACUUGCGAUUCCUAGGCUUCUAUGGCAUCUGUGGAAAGCUAGGAACAAGGUGGUGUUUGAGAAAGUCAGAUACGAUCCUCUGUCGAUAUUCAACAAAGCCAAGGAUGAAUCUACAAUAUGGUUGAACAUUAAUUCUCCUCCACCGAUAGAAAGGAUUUUGGAUGAUAUCCCCCAAAAUGAAAACCACCACGUAUUCCCUCAAGUGUAA
This is a messenger RNA of Arabis nemorensis, 606 nucleotides long. Lineage: Eukaryota; Viridiplantae; Streptophyta; Magnoliopsida; Brassicales; Brassicaceae. The record is from the annotation of a GenBank genome assembly.